AUGGGCUGGCUAAACGAUCUUUUCCAUCGAGCCCCCCAAACCCCCGAAGCGAAAAAGGAGGAGAAAGCGAGAAAGCGCCGGAGUAAGCAGCACAGCCAGAAAGUCCGCCAACGGGAGAAAGAGCUGAACCGUCGACCUGGAGAAAAGAAGUUCUUCUGGGGCUCCGUGGCUGUUGAUACAACACAGAACGCGAUUCGCAAGGAGACACGGAGCCCAUGA
Molecule: messenger RNA, 219 nt
Organism: Penicillium antarcticum
Lineage: Eukaryota; Fungi; Ascomycota; Eurotiomycetes; Eurotiales; Aspergillaceae
Exons: 1
Coding region: 1-219 (72 amino acids)
Source: RefSeq, a predicted model, not a curated record